AUGGAGCAAUUUGACGGUUUCGAAUAUAACAAGAGGGAUCUUCUGGGUCAUGGAGCGUUUGCGAUCGUGUACAGAGGCAGAUAUGUUGAUAAACCAGAAGUACCCGUUGCAAUAAAAGCUAUUGCCAAGAAGAACAUUUCCAAAUCCAAAAACCUCCUAACAAAAGAAAUCAAGAUCCUCAAGGAGUUAUCAAGUCUGAAACAUGAGAAUGUUGUGGCUCUUCUCAAAUGUACAGAGACACCGACACAUGUCUACUUGGUGAUGGAAUUUUGCAAUGGAGGAGACUUGGCAGACUAUCUGCAACAGAAGACAACGCUGAAUGAAGAUACGAUACAGCAUUUUGUUGUGCAGAUUGCCCGUGCCUUGGAAGCCAUUAAUAAAAAAGGAAUUGUGCAUCGUGACUUGAAGCCCCAAAACAUUCUUCUCUGCAAUCAUUCACGAACGCAAAACCCUCAUUUUUCUGAUAUCACUGUAAAGUUAGCGGAUUUCGGAUUUGCACGGUUCCUCAACGAUGGUGUCAUGGCCGCAACUCUAUGUGGAUCCCCAAUGUACAUGGCGCCAGAAGUCAUCAUGUCAAUGCAAUAUGACGCAAAAGCAGAUCUUUGGUCGAUUGGAACCAUUUUAUUCCAGUGUCUGACAGGAAAGGCUCCGUUCGUUGCACAGACACCACCACAACUUAAGGCUUAUUAUGAAAAGACUCGAGAACUGCGGCCCAAUAUUCCCGAGUGGUGCAGUCCGAACCUCCGUGAUUUGUUACUAAGACUUCUUAAAAGAAAUGCGAAAGAUCGAAUCUCAUUCGAAGAUUUCUUUGCUCACCCGUUCCUUACCACACCUCUUAUGCCAUCCCCCUCAAAACGUAUUCUCGAAAGUGCACGGUCUCCAAUUCCGAAUCGUCGUAUCAUUACGCCACAGUCGGCGCUGCCUGUGCCUAAGCGAGCCGGUUCGGCUAAAAUGGAGAGUCCGACACCGUCCAGGAGAAUCGGAGAAUCGCCACGUGUCGGUCGGAGGGUCAUCACACCAUCUAUGAACUCACCAGUGCCGGGAGCAGCACCGCCAAUGCAAGAGAGCACUGACUUCACAUUCUUGCCACCACGACAAGAGAGUAGUCCAGUCAAACAGGUUCAAGUGCACACCAAUGUCUCACCAUCACUAACCACUUGCAAACCAGUCCCGGUACCCAGCCAACGUUUGACCUAUCAAAAAAUGGAAGAACGGCUAGCAGCGGCGCGCAAGACUACCGUACCUUCCCCAACUCAGGAGGCGCAGCAGCAGGCUGCUUUGAAGGUGAUACCUCAAGAAAUGGAACAUGCGAGAAGAACGACGUUGCCAGACCCGAAUGCACAGGAUAUUGAUAAAUUGACGCUUCCGCAUCCGUCCUUUGUUGUAUGUGGAAAUGGUGCCGCUCGUCAAUCGAACACACCAUCAUCGACCAACAACACCAACACGCCACCCACGUCACGUGUCCGUCGCUCAACGAUCUCCUCCACCGCCGCCGCCACAGAAGACCUCCCUCCUGCAGUUUCUGGCAAAGUGCUUCAGAAUGUAACCGAGCAGCCACAUUCCCAAAGUUUCCCCAAGUCCGCCACCACUGCCAAUAUUCAAGGAAUUCCUCGUGGCAAUCGAGAUCGAUCGGUGACCGGGCCACCACCUCCGGUCGCUACGAUACAUGAGAAUGAGCCAUUGGAUAAUGCAAAGUAUCAGCAGACUGAUGUGAACUCGUCGCCGACUGGCGCAGGCACACAGCCAUUUGUGAUUAAUAAGAAUCAAGCAAAUGACUCCUCCGACGACGAGGAGGAAGAAGACGUCCGUGAGCCAAUGAGUCUUCCUUUCGCCUCUGGAAGCCACCUACCCCCACAAUCUUCUUUCAAGAAGAUCGCAUCGGACUCAAAACUGACAACGAAUACUCAACAUCAUCAGAAUGCAAAUCAGAACCAGAAUCAGAAUCAAAAUCACCAACCCCAAAGACCACAACAACUUUUGGGAUCGCCAAUCGGAUUUCAGGAUAAUUCAGGACCGGGCUCUCCUAUGGAACAAGAUGGUCCUGCACCCCCACCAGCACUUGAUCAGGAAAUCGUUCUUGGAGAGGAGCAUAAACAAAUUUUGGCCAAACUAAGAUUUGUGGCCGAGCUAGUUGAUACACUGAUGCAUGUAGCCGAACAGAAAGAUAACCCGCUGGCAAGCGCCAUGGCAUCACGAAGACAGUUGCUUACCACUGGAACAUCCACUACAAACACAUCAUCUCCAUAUAGAAGAGCUGAGCAACUGGUGGUUUAUGUCCGAGCACUUCAUAUGUUGUCAUCGGCUCUUCUAUUGGCACAGACUAAUGUUGCUAAUCAUGUGUUACAUCCAUCACAGGCGGUACAACAAGUGUUGAAUCAGUUGAAUGACAAGUAUCAUCAGUGCCUGGUUCGCUCUCAAGAACUAGCCUCCCUUGGCCUCCCUGGUCAAGACCCAGCAAUGGCUGUUAUUUCAGCCGAGCGGAUAAUGUACAGACAUGCUAUUGAGCUAUGCCAAGCGGCUGCUCUCGAUGAGCUUUUUGGAAACCCACAUCUGUGUAGUCAACGAUACCAAACCGCCUACAUGAUGCUUCAUACACUCGCCGAGCAGGUCAAUUGUGAUCAGGAUAAGACUGUGCUGACAAGAUACAAAGUAGCUGUCGAAAAACGUUUGCGUAUCCUGGAACGACAAGGAUUUGUUGCUGCUGUUAACACAUAA
This is a messenger RNA of Caenorhabditis remanei, 2715 nucleotides long. RefSeq lists its product as uncharacterized. The transcript is spliced from 9 exons. Gene Ontology annotation, biological process: protein autophosphorylation; positive regulation of autophagy; autophagy. Gene Ontology annotation, molecular function: protein serine/threonine kinase activity; ATP binding. Gene Ontology annotation, cellular component: cytoplasm; autophagosome. Bases 1 to 2715 code for a protein of 904 amino acids. NCBI's taxonomy places the organism in Eukaryota, Metazoa, Nematoda, Chromadorea, Rhabditida, Rhabditidae. The record is from RefSeq and is a predicted model, not a curated record.